CCUGGGGGGCUCCAGGGGGGUUCCGGAUGCACCAGGUUUAUUCUUUCGGGUCACGGACAGCAGGAACGACAAGGAGGGUUCACCCUUUCUGUCCAGUCGCAAGAUGGCGACGGAACCUGGUGGGACUCCGAGGGGCCGCGGGCCGCCUCCCCUUCCCGAUGGCCCGUGCGCCGCCGGCGACGGCAAGCGGGAGGGGGGCGGGGCAGGCGAGGGAGGGAGGGGCGGAGCGCGGCGCCCUCCCGCGCGUCUUGGCCCCGCCCCACGUCCCCGCGUCCCGGCCUGGAGCCCUCGCCCGGCCGGGCGCGCGCGCUGCCUGCCGGGAUACUCGGCCCGCCCAGCCAGUCCUCCCGUCUUGCGCCGCGGCCGCGAGAUCCGUGUUUCUCCCAAGAUGGUGGCGCUGGGCUCGGGGUGACUACAGGAGACGACAGGGCCUUUUCCCUUCGCCGGGUCCCGACACAUCACCCUUCGCUCGCUCGCGCACCCCGCCGCCGCGUAGCCAUCCGCCAGCCCGGGCGCCCGCCAUCCGCCGCCUACUUACGCUUCACCUCUGCCGACCCGGCGCGCUCAGCUGCGGGCGGCGGCGCCUCCCUCGGCUCCUCCUCGGAAUAGCUCGCGGCCUGUAGCCCCUGCCAGGCGGGCCCCGCAGACCCCCGGCGUGGACAGGCAGCGGCGGCUGGCGACGAACGCCGGGAUUUUGGCGGCUCCGGCGCCCCCUUUCCCGGCCUUGGUUUCCGAAGAAGGAAGCGCGGGUCCCGCAUGAGCCCCGGCGGUGGCGGCAGCGAGAGGGAACGAGGCGGUGGCGGGCGGAGGCGGCGGACGAGGGCGACGACGACCAGCGAGGCGGCCGCCGCAGCCCAGGCGCGGGGGCGACGACAGGUUAAAAAUCUGUAAGAGCCUGAUUUUAGAAUUCACCAGCUCCACAGAAGUUUGGCGAAAUAUGAGUUAUUAAGCCUACGCUCAGAUCAAGGUAGCAGCUAGACUGGUGUGACAACCUGUUUUUAAUCAGUGACUCAAAGCUGUGAUCACCCUGAUGUCACCGAAUGGCCACAGCUUGUAAAAGAUCACCAGGAGAACCUCAGUCUGACGACAUUGAAGCUAGCCGAAUGAAGCGAGCAGCUGCAAAGCAUCUAAUAGAACGCUACUACCACCAGUUAACUGAGGGCUGUGGAAAUGAGGCCUGCACGAAUGAGUUUUGUGCUUCCUGUCCAACUUUUCUUCGUAUGGAUAAUAAUGCAGCAGCUAUUAAAGCCCUCGAGCUUUAUAAGAUUAAUGCAAAACUCUGUGAUCCUCAUCCCUCCAAGAAAGGAGCAAGCUCAGCUUACCUUGAGAACUCGAAAGGUGCCCCUAACAACUCCUGCUCUGAGAUAAAAAUGAACAAGAAAGGCGCUAGAAUUGAUUUUAAAGAUGUGACUUACUUAACAGAAGAGAAGGUAUAUGAAAUUCUUGAAUUAUGUAGAGAAAGAGAGGAUUAUUCCCCUUUAAUCCGUGUGAUUGGAAGAGUUUUUUCUAGUGCUGAGGCAUUGGUACAGAGCUUCCGGAAAGUUAAACAACACACCAAGGAAGAACUGAAAUCUCUUCAAGCUAAGGAUGAAGACAAGGAUGAAGAUGAAAAGGAAAAAGCUGCAUGCUCUGCUGCUGCUAUGGAAGAAGACUCAGAAGCAUCUUCCUCCAGGAUAGGUGACAGCUCACAGGGAGACAACAAUUUGCAAAAAUUAGGCCCUGAUGAUGUAUCUGUGGAUAUUGAUGCCAUUAGAAGGGUGUACACCAGAUUGCUCUCUAAUGAAAAAAUUGAAACUGCCUUUCUCAAUGCACUUGUGUAUUUGUCACCUAAUGUGGAAUGUGACUUGACGUAUCACAACGUAUACUCUCGAGAUCCUAAUUAUCUGAAUUUGUUCAUUAUUGUAAUGGAGAAUAGAAAUCUCCACAGUCCUGAAUAUCUGGAAAUGGCAUUGCCAUUAUUUUGCAAAGCAAUGAGCAAGCUACCCCUUGCAGCCCAAGGAAAACUGAUCAGACUGUGGUCUAAAUACAAUGCAGACCAGAUUCGGAGAAUGAUGGAGACAUUUCAGCAACUUAUUACUUAUAAAGUCAUAAGCAAUGAAUUUAACAGUCGAAAUCUAGUGAAUGAUGAUGAUGCCAUUGUUGCUGCUUCUAAGUGCUUGAAAAUGGUUUACUAUGCAAACGUAGUAGGAGGGGAAGUGGACACAAAUCACAAUGAAGAAGAUGAUGAAGAGCCCAUCCCUGAGUCCAGUGAGCUGACACUUCAGGAGCUUUUGGGAGAAGAAAGAAGAAACAAGAAAGGUCCUCGAGUGGACCCCCUGGAAACUGAACUUGGUGUUAAAACCCUGGAUUGUCGAAAACCACUUAUCCCUUUUGAAGAGUUUAUUAAUGAACCACUCAAUGAGGUUCUAGAAAUGGAUAAAGAUUAUACUUUUUUCAAAGUAGAAACAGAGAACAAAUUCUCUUUUAUGACAUGUCCCUUUAUAUUGAAUGCUGUCACAAAGAAUUUGGGAUUAUAUUAUGACAAUAGAAUUCGCAUGUACAGUGAACGAAGAAUCACUGUUCUCUACAGCUUAGUUCAAGGACAGCAGUUGAAUCCAUAUUUGAGACUCAAAGUUAGACGUGACCAUAUCAUAGAUGAUGCACUUGUCCGGCUAGAGAUGAUCGCUAUGGAAAAUCCUGCAGACUUGAAGAAGCAGUUGUAUGUGGAAUUUGAAGGAGAACAAGGAGUUGAUGAGGGAGGUGUUUCCAAAGAAUUUUUUCAGCUGGUUGUGGAGGAAAUCUUCAAUCCAGAUAUUGGUAUGUUCACAUACGAUGAAUCUACAAAAUUGUUUUGGUUUAAUCCAUCUUCUUUUGAAACUGAGGGUCAGUUUACUCUGAUUGGCAUAGUACUGGGUCUGGCUAUUUACAAUAACUGUAUACUGGAUGUACAUUUUCCCAUGGUUGUCUACAGGAAGCUAAUGGGGAAAAAAGGAACUUUUCGUGACUUGGGAGACUCUCACCCAGUUCUAUAUCAGAGUUUAAAAGAUUUAUUGGAGUAUGAAGGGAAUGUGGAAGAUGACAUGAUGAUCACUUUCCAGAUAUCACAAACAGAUCUUUUUGGUAAUCCAAUGAUGUAUGAUCUAAAGGAAAAUGGUGAUAAAAUUCCAAUUACAAAUGAAAACAGGAAGGAAUUUGUCAAUCUUUAUUCUGACUACAUUCUCAAUAAAUCAGUAGAAAAACAGUUCAAGGCUUUUCGGAGAGGUUUUCAUAUGGUGACCAAUGAAUCUCCCUUAAAGUACUUAUUCAGACCAGAAGAAAUUGAAUUGCUUAUAUGUGGAAGCCGGAAUCUAGAUUUCCAGGCACUAGAAGAAACUACAGAAUAUGACGGUGGCUAUACCAGGGAUUCAGUUCUGAUUAGGGAGUUCUGGGAAAUCGUUCAUUCAUUUACAGAUGAACAGAAAAGACUCUUCUUGCAAUUUACCACAGGCACAGACAGAGCACCUGUGGGAGGACUAGGAAAAUUAAAGAUGAUUAUAGCCAAAAAUGGCCCAGACACGGAAAGGUUACCUACAUCUCAUACUUGCUUUAAUGUGCUUUUACUUCCGGAAUAUUCAAGCAAAGAAAAACUUAAAGAGAGAUUGUUGAAGGCCAUCACAUAUGCCAAAGGAUUUGGCAUGCUGUAAAACAAAACAAAACAAAACAAAACAAAACAAAAAAAGGAAGGAAAAAAAAAAAGAAAAAAUUUUUAAAAAAAUUUAAAAAUAUAAUGAGGGAUAAAUUUUGGUGGUGAUAGUGUCCCAGUACAAAAAGGCUGUAAGAUAGUGAACCACAGAGUCACCUAUGUCUGUGCCUCCCUUCUUUAUUGGGGACAUAUGGGCUGGAACAGCAGAUUUCAGCUACAUAUAUGAACAAAUCCUUUAUUAUUAUUAUAAUUAUUUUUUUGCGUGAAAGUGUUACAUAUUCUUUCACUUGUAUGUACAGAGAGGUUUUUCUGAAUAUUUAUUUUAAGGGUUAAAUCACUUUUGCUUGUGUUUAUUACUGCUUGAGGUUGAGCCUUUUGAGUAUUUAAAAAAUAUAUACCAACAGAACUACUCUCCCAAGGAAAAUAUUGCCACCAUUUGUAGACCAUGUAACCUUCAAGUAUGUGCUACUUUUUUGUCCCUGUAUCUAACUCAAAUCAGGAACUGUAUUUUUUUUUAAUGAUUUGCUUUUGAAACUUGAAGUCCUGAAAACAGUGUGAUGCGAUUACUGCUGUUCUAGCCCCCAAAGAGUUUUCUGUGCAAAAUCUUGAGAAUCAAUAAAGAUGGAAGGGAGAAAUUGGAAUGUUUUAACUGCAGCCCUCAGAACUUUAGUAACAGCACAACAAAUUAAAAACAACUCAUGCCACAGUAUGUUUUCAUGUGUCUUGCAAUGAACUGUUUCAGUAGCCAAUCCUCUUUCUUAGUAUAUGAAAGGACAGGGAUUUUUGUUCUUGUUGUUCUUGUUGUUAUUUUAAGUUUACUGGGGAAAGUGCAUUUGGCCAAAUGAAAUGGUAGUCAAGCCUAUUACAACAAAGUUAGGAAGUUUGUUGUUUAUUAUAAACAAAAAGCAUGUGAAAGUGCACUUAAGAUAGAGUUUUUAUUAAUUGCUUAUUACCUAGAUUUUAAAUAGACAAUCCAAAGUCUCCCCUUCGUGUUGCCAUCAUCUUGUUAAAUCAGCCAUUUUAUCGAGGCACGUGAUCAGUGUUGCAACAUAAUGAAAAAGAUGGCUACUGUGCCUUGUGUUACUUAAUCAUACGUAAGCUGACCUGGAACUGAAUGAAACUAUUACUCCUACGAUUACACUGUAUAGCCCCACAGGUUAAAUUUAAUUCAAAACAUGUUAAACGUUACUUUCAUGUACUAUGGAAAAGUACAAAUAGGUUUACAUUACUGGAUUUUCAGAAGUAAGUAGUUUCCCCUUUCCUAGUCUUCUGUGUAUGUGAUGUUAAUUUCUUUUAUUGCAUUAUAAAAUAAAAGGAUUAUGUAUUUUUAACUAAGGUGAGACAUUGAUAUAUCCUUUUGCUACAAGCUAUAGCUAAUGUGCUGAGCUUGUGCCUUGGUGAUUGUUUUAACUGAUUACUGGAGAUUAACCUGAUGAUUUGUUUGAAAUUGGCAGGAAAAAUGCAGCUUUCAAAUCAUUGGGGGGAGAAAAAGGAUGUCUUUCAGGAUUAUUUUAAUUUUUUUCAUAAUUGAAACAGAACUGUUAUGUACCAUAAUGCUAAAUAAAACUGUGGCACUUUUCACCAUUAUUUAGUGGGGAAAAAAAAAAGACAAUGCUUUCCAUAUUGUGAUAAGGUAACAUGGGGUUUUUCUGGGCCAGCCUGUUAAGGUACGUGUGCUACCUUGAUGAAAGGGACCUUCGUGCAACUGUAGUCAUCUUAAAGGCUUCUCAUCCACUGUGCUUCUUAAUGUGUAAUGAAAGUGAGGAGAAAUUAAAUACUCUGAGGGCGUUUUAUAUAAUAAAUUCGUGAAGAAAUG
Messenger RNA from Sapajus apella (tufted capuchin), 5477 nucleotides. It is a transcript of the gene UBE3A, whose product is annotated as ubiquitin protein ligase E3A. The record is from RefSeq and is a predicted model, not a curated record. Gene Ontology annotation, biological process: ubiquitin-dependent protein catabolic process; protein polyubiquitination. Gene Ontology annotation, molecular function: ubiquitin protein ligase activity. Lineage: Eukaryota; Metazoa; Chordata; Mammalia; Primates; Cebidae. The transcript has 13 exons. Bases 1041 to 3662 code for a protein of 873 amino acids.